This is a messenger RNA of Capsaspora owczarzaki ATCC 30864, 926 nucleotides long. RefSeq lists its product as hypothetical. NCBI's taxonomy places the organism in Eukaryota, Filasterea, Ministeriida, Capsasporidae. The record is from RefSeq and is a predicted model, not a curated record. Gene Ontology annotation, cellular component: mitochondrial matrix. Gene Ontology annotation, biological process: fatty acid metabolic process; DNA damage response. The transcript has 4 exons. Bases 1 to 837 code for a protein of 278 amino acids.
AUGACUGGUCGAGCUCAGUCACAGUUAUUGCAUGCGUCGGUGGUGGCGAUGCUGACGAUCAGUCGACGCGUGGUUGGACGCACCUUGUCGCGCUGCUGGGCGCCAUUGCCGACUGCCACUCGCGAUGCAAAGUCACACGGCACCCGUCUCUGCAUCAUCGAUAGCAGAUGUGUCUCGACGUUGAGCGGACCUGUCAUUCGCCGAUCUCAGCACAAUCCACAACUCGUCGACCUGACUCGGGCUGGUCCAACGUUCCAUCCGGAAGGUCUGGUGGUCAUUCCCGACGCGAUCUCACAAGAAGAGCACGAUGCGCUCGUGGAAGAUGUGCGAGGACCACUUCGCCGAAUGCGGCUCGAGCUCAACCACUUUGACUCUGUGAUUCGCGGAUACAAAGAAAUUACAUUUUCCAAGUGGGCGCUGCCGGGGUCGCAGACUGUGAUUGCACGAGUGCUCGCGUCCGAUUUAUUUGCGCCAGGCACUCAACUGCACCCAAACCAACAUGUGUUGGAGCUUGCACCCUCUGGUUACAUUGCUCCACACAUUGACAACGUCGAAGCUUGCGGCGAGUAUGUCGCAGGAAUUUCGCUAUUGUCGGCCAGUGUUAUGCGCUUUACAUACAAGGAUGAAGAAGUGCGUAUUCUGCUCGAGCCACGGUCGAUUUAUUGCAUGAGCCAUGCCAUGCGCUACAAAUUUAAACACAGCAUUGUAUGCAACUCUAGUCCACCAGAAAUCUUUGGGUCGAGGUCGAUUGUGCGCGAUCGUCGCAUCUCUGUUUUAUUUCGAGACCAACCCAAGCCAGUUCCACCAGAGAUGAUGAGCGAUGAAACCGAUCCAUAGGCAUGGCAUGGCAUGGCACGGCAGGGCAUUGCGAGCGCUGCUCCUUUGGUGAUAAGGUUUCCUCACAAUUCAAUAAACUCCAAAACGCA